Messenger RNA from Callorhinchus milii (elephant shark), 2154 nucleotides. Its product is annotated as POU domain, class 3, transcription factor 4. Gene Ontology annotation, biological process: regulation of transcription by RNA polymerase II; brain development. Gene Ontology annotation, cellular component: nucleus. The transcript has a single exon. Lineage: Eukaryota; Metazoa; Chordata; Chondrichthyes; Chimaeriformes; Callorhinchidae. Bases 52 to 1164 code for a protein of 370 amino acids. The record is from RefSeq and is a predicted model, not a curated record. Gene Ontology annotation, molecular function: DNA-binding transcription factor activity, RNA polymerase II-specific; RNA polymerase II cis-regulatory region sequence-specific DNA binding.
UGGAGCUCUUCCCUUCGGCAGGUUAUUAUUACUGAGGGACUCCAUCGAGCAAUGGCCACCGCUGCCUCCAAUCUCUACAUGCCGAGCAGCAGCAUCCUCACCUCCAGCUCUUUGGUGCACACGGACACGUCGGGCAUGCAGCAAGCGGGCACUUUCCGGAGCCCUCAGAAACUGCUCCAAAGUGAUUACCUCCAGGGACUUCCCAGCAACGGGCACCCCCUUUCUCAUCAGUGGGUGACGGCUCUACCUGAAGGCAACCCUUGGUCCACAGCGUUGGCCGCCAGUCCCUUGAGUCAGCAAGACGUGAAGCCUUCGCUGCAGCCCGGGAGAGAGGACCUCCACGUUGGGUCCAGUCUCCAUCACCGCUCGCCUCACAUCAGCCACCAUUCGCCGCACACGAACCACCCCAGCGCCUGGGCCACCAACACAGCUCACAGCUCGCCCCUCACCUCGGGCGGCCAGCCCCUGAAUCUCUACUCGCAGCCGGCGUUUACGGUCAAUGGCAUGCUGGACCAUGGAGGCCCACCACCGCCUCCAUCGUCGGCAGCCAGUCAGAGCAUGCACCCGGGGUUAAGGGACAACACGGACCACGGAGAUCUCGGGCACCAUCACUGUCACGACCACUCGGACGAGGAGACUCCGACAUCAGACGAAUUGGAACAGUUUGCAAAGCAAUUCAAGCAGAGGCGCAUCAAGCUGGGCUUCACCCAGGCUGACGUGGGACUGGCGCUGGGCACUCUGUACGGAAACGUGUUCUCCCAGACAACUAUCUGCAGGUUCGAGGCGCUGCAGCUGAGCUUUAAGAACAUGUGUAAACUGAAACCGUUGUUGAAUAAGUGGCUGGAGGAAGCGGACUCGUCCACAGGAAGCCCGACCAGCAUCGACAAAAUAGCGGCACAGGGCAGGAAGAGAAAGAAGCGCACUUCCAUAGAGGUGAGUGUCAAAGGUGCUCUAGAGACACAUUUUCUCAAAUGCCCCAAACCGGCAGCUCAAGAGAUCUCCGGCCUGGCUGACAGUUUGCAGUUAGAGAAAGAAGUUGUUCGAGUCUGGUUUUGUAACAGAAGACAGAAGGAGAAGCGGAUGACACCGCCUGGAUUGCACCAGCAGGAUGAAGUCUUUUCCCACAGCGUUGAUUCAGACACACCUACACACCACGAUCUUUAACCAGGACAGUGGGGGGACACACGCUCUCACUGGAACUUGCUUGGAACUGGACGAGGAAGAACGGAAUGGAAGCUCUUUUUUUUUAAAUUAUAUAUUUGGCUGUCCGGAAGAGGAGAGAGAUGCAGAGAGAGAGAGAGAGAGAAAAAAGUUGUAUAUCGAAAAAAGAAGUCUGCAAAGCAGGCGAUAUUUCUAAAUAUGUACAGUUAACAGUCGUGUUGACAUUAUUGUACCACGUUUGUGGUGAAGAAGCGUAAUUGAGGACAAUGUUUACCACAACUGUGGUUAUUGUUUUGUUCAGACAAGGAUUGCAGUCCGACAGUGUGCCUAACACCUAUCAGCGCCUUGGUUAUCUCGGCUAUUAUCAGGUGAAUUUGUUCCUAUGGACAGCAUUACCUUUUCCCCCCCCCCACAACUUUAUUUUAAUAACUGGUUUUAAACAAGAUCUGUUAUGAAAGCGUGCAGUAUUAUUAUGUAAUGAAGUGGUCUAUAGUCAUGCAUAGGGAAGGGGUGGCCCAAACUUACUCUAUACUCCGAUAAACCUUCAAAAUCGAAAUACUUCGCAGCUUAUUUCCAAAUUACACCUCAAAGCAACUCGUGGACAUUGAAAGGACUAGGAUGUCGCUCGCCCUGUUUUUUUUUAUUUUAAAGGGAAUUCUAUGGAAUCAAAGCAAUUGUAAACAUAACACUGCCGUUGAAAACGCUGGUAAGAAAAAGAAUUCCGGCGAAUUCGAGCAAAUUUAUUAACUUGAACAGUCACUGAAUUUACCAGAGGGGUUUGAAAUCGACGCUUGAAAACCUGCCAUUUUUAGAGAGAGACACAACUUUUAAAAUUUAAAGAUAGGUCAGUUGCUGAUCUGAAAAAAAUAUACGAUAUUUUCUUUAACUGUUUCUUUUUUCAACAAUUAUAUUUGGAUUACUUAUGAAAGCUGCGAUCAGUAAUUUAUUUUCCUCAAAUUUUGUAUUAUGUUUUUAAAGAAAGAACCAUGCGUU